AAAGAAACCAGUAGCGGGACGGAGGGCGGGGGUGGCCCGAAAGUGAGGGUCUGAAAGUAAACCGGAGACACCCUACUCUGGCAGCGGGCGGACGGGCAUGGAUAGAUAGGAAGCUAGGCCUCUGGGCGACGAGCUGUAGUCCCCGGAGCGGUGACUGGGAGGAAAGGCCUAGUUUGAGUUGCGGGAGAAAAGGGCCUUGCGGGAGAUGAUCAUGACCUAAUUGCUUGGGGAUGUGAUUUCCUAGGUGGGCAGCCAUCAAAAAAAAAAAAAACCCCACAAAACAGUUGAAGGAUGGAUACCAUUGCGUUUGUUAAAAGCAUGUUGAAAGGAAACUAAGAAAGCCAGGAAUCUCAGUAUGAAUCAGUCUAGAUCUAGAUCAGAUGGUGGUGGUGAAGACAACUCUUCUCGAGAUCACAGUCAUCAUGAAAAUGAGAGAAGAUGGCAGCAGGAGCGUCUCCACAGAGAAGAGGCCUAUUACCAGUUUAUUAAUGAACUCAGUGAUGAAGAUUACCGGCUAAUGAGAGACCAUAAUCUUUUAGGCACCCCAGGGGAAAUAACAUCAGAAGAAUUGCAACAAAGGUUAGAUGGAGUCAAAGAACAAAUAGCUUCUGAGCCUGGCUUGAGAAAUGGAAGCCGUUCCAGAGACUCAGAAGUUCCUAGAGAAAGUUCAAAUGAAGAUUCUCUGCUAGAAUGGCUAAACACCUUUCGUCGCACAGGAAAUGCAACUCGAAGUGGACAAAAUGGGAACCAAACUUGGAGAGCUGUGAGUCGAACAAAUCCAAACAGUGGAGAGUUUCGAUUUAGUCUGGAAAUCCACAUAAAUCAUGAGAAUAGAGGAUUUGAAAUUCAUGGUGAAGAUUAUACAGGCAUUCCACUUUCAGAUACUAACAGAGAUCAUAUCACAAAUAGGCAACAAAGAUCAACUAGUCCUGUGGCUAGUCGAACAAGAAGCCAAACUUCAGUGAACUUGAAUGGUAGCAGUUCCAACAUUCCAAGGACUAGGCUUCGUUCAAGGGGGCAAAAUUCAGUAGAAGAAUCCUUUUCAACAUUGGGGAGAUUAAGAAAUAGAAUUGGAGGUAUAGUUGGCAUUUCUAGCACUAGUGCUCCAAGUGAUAAUUUCAGUAGCCACACAAACCAGGUGGGUGGUAGUGUACUCAGGCAAAGGGAGGGACAACGAUUUGGAGCAGCACAUGUUUGGGAAAAUGGGGCUAGAACUAAUGUUACAGUGAGGAAUACAAACCAAAGAUUAGAACCAAUAAGAUUACGGUCUACUUUCAAUAGUCGCAGUCGUUCACCAAUUCAGAGACAAAGUGGCAGUGUUUACCCAAAUUCGCAGAGGGAAAGUAGACCUGUACAGCAAAACAUUAGAAGGUCUGUUAGGAGGAGAGGUAUAACUCGUGUCUUUUUAGAGCAAGAUAGACAACGCAGGGGUACUGCAUAUACUCCAUUCUCUAACUCAAGACUUGUGUCAAGAAUAACAGUAGAAGAAGGAGAAGAGCCCAGCAGAUCUUCAACUGCUGUGCGGCGACAUCCAACAAUCACACUGGACCUACAAGUAAGAAGGAUUCGACCUGGAGAAAACAGAGAUCGGGAUAGUAUUGCAAACAGAACUCGAUCUAGAGUAGGGCUAGCAGAAAAUACAGUUACUAUUGAAAGCAAUAGUGGAGGCUUUCGUCGAACUAUUUCUCGUUUAGAGCAGUCAGGUAUUCGAACCUAUGUUAGUACCAUAACAGUUCCUCUUCGUAGAAUUUCUGAAAAUGAACUUGUUGAACCUUCAUCAGUAGCACUUCGGUCAAUUUUAAGGCAGAUCAUGACUGGAUUUGGAGAAUUGAGUUCUCUAAUGGAGGCUGAAUCUGAGUCAGAGACUCAGAGAAAUGGUCAGAAUUUACCAGAGAUGCACUCAGAGCCGAGUAAUGUAGGUACACUUCAUGAUACCAACCAGAACCAUGAAAGGUCUUUGCGAGACAGGCGGGGCCAGGAAAGCGCUGAAAUGCGUGGUGACAAUAACACCACCCAGCCUCGUACCCCAAACAGUGACAAUAGAGGUGGCAGACAGUUGCCAAAUUCAAAUAACUUAGUCCAAUUCGAAACAGGAACAUUACCUAUCCUUCGCCUUGCUCACUUCUUUUUACUAAAUGAAAGUGAUGAUGAUGAUCGUAUCCGUGGUUUAACCAAAGAGCAGAUCGACAAUCUUUCCACUCGGAACUAUGAGCAUAACAGUAUCGAUGGUGAACUAGGUAAAAUCUGUAGUGUGUGCAUUAGUGACUAUGUAACUGGAAACAAACUCAGGCAAUUACCUUGUAUGCAUGAAUUUCAUAUUCAUUGUAUUGACAGAUGGCUCUCAGAGAAUUGCACUUGUCCUAUCUGUCGACAGCCUGUUUUAGGGUCCAGUCUAGCAAACAAUGGGUAAAGUCAUAGAUCUCUUCAGAUAUUGCAUAUUAGUAGAGUUGAGUAUUCAAGCAUUCUUUUGUUGAGUUAUUGUGAUGAGUUCACCAGGAUAAAAAAAAUAACUGAUUAUUAUAGUUUGAGCUAUUUUUUGUGUGCUUUUCUAACUUGUUAAAAAGAGGAAAUUUAUAUAAAAUUUAAAAUGCAAAUGUUAAAUUAUCCAAAAGUAUAAAAUAGUUAAUAUUGCUAGAACCAAAUAAUCUUUAAAAAUGUUUUUAUUUUGGUAACUUUGUCAUGCUAAGCACUUUUGUAUCUGCACAAUUCAGUAGAUUAAAAAUCAUCUUUUUUUUUUUUCUUCUUUUUGUAAUUGUAAGCAGACUUUCCUUGGACUUUCAAGUUCCAUAGGCUUAGUACUGUGUUCAGACAUAGGUGUCUAAGCCUUUCAUUAACUUUUUAUUCUAAGGACAGUGUUUUCAUAAAAGAGAGUUUGGCUGAAUGUUUACUAAAUGUAUUUAAGUUACUUGAAAUGUUAAACUUAAUAUGCAACAUAGCAUAUGUAUAUAUAUAGAUAUAUAAUUUUAAGGUUAAAAUAUUCAGUCUGAAAACUGCCGGUUUGGUUCUUAUUUAAGCUUUUGGGAUAUUGCAUAUGGCACAAUAUUUAAUAUUUACAGGAUCAUCUCUGGGAGGAAGUGGAUUAAGAUAUUUAAAAAUAGGGAAUAUACUGAAGCGUCUCUGACAAUCUGACUUACUAGACAGCAAGCAAUAUAUAGUACUGAAUAAAUAUUUCUUUAUUCAAAAUGGAACAUGAACAUUUUAGAACAUGUAGGCUAUUUAAGUUGAUUUCAGCAUUUUGUGACUUUUUUUAAAAGUGCAAACAAUUCUUUGGAUUAUACUAAGAUAUACAGUAUGCAUGGUUUCUCAGAUUUAGUUUUAAAAUCUAAAAAAAAAAUGUAACAAUCAAAUGCAUAGGUGAUAUGUUAAGUUCACUUGGAGGCAAAAACAAACCUCCAAACAAAGCAAAACAAAAAAGUCCUGGAGAGGAUAUAGAAUUUAUUUAAACGCAAAGUAUGCACUGAAGAUCUAUUUCUACCAAUAAAUAAUUAAAACAAA
This is a messenger RNA of Erinaceus europaeus (western European hedgehog), 3495 nucleotides long. It is a transcript of the gene RNF6, whose product is annotated as ring finger protein 6. NCBI's taxonomy places the organism in Eukaryota, Metazoa, Chordata, Mammalia, Eulipotyphla, Erinaceidae. Gene Ontology annotation, cellular component: nucleoplasm; cytoplasm. The record is from RefSeq and is a predicted model, not a curated record. Gene Ontology annotation, molecular function: ubiquitin protein ligase activity. Bases 356 to 2410 code for a protein of 684 amino acids. Gene Ontology annotation, biological process: ubiquitin-dependent protein catabolic process; positive regulation of DNA-templated transcription; protein ubiquitination. The transcript has 5 exons.